AUGGACUUGUAUGGGAAGAUGGCUGCCACUCAGGAUGUAAAAGGGAAGGGAGAGGGAGGAGACCAAAACUUUGACUACAUGUUCAAACUACUAAUCAUCGGCAACAGCAGCGUGGGCAAAACGUCUUUCCUGUUCCGUUACGCCGACGACGCCUUCACUUCGGCCUUCGUCAGCACAGUGGGCAUAGACUUCAAAGUAAAGACUGUGUACAAGAAUGACAAGAGGAUCAAACUGCAGAUCUGGGACACAGCAGGCCAGGAGCGCUACAGGACCAUCACCACUGCCUACUACCGCGGGGCCAUGGGCUUCAUCCUAAUGUACGACAUCACCAAUGAGGAGUCCUUCGGCGCUGUGCAGGACUGGUCAACCCAGAUAAAAACCUACUCGUGGGAUAAUGCACAGGUGGUGCUGGCUGGAAAUAAGUGUGAUAUGGAAGAGGAGAGAGUGGUCUCAGUGGACAAUGGCAGACUGCUGGCAGAACAGUUGGGUUUUGAAUUCUUUGAGACCAGCGCCAAGGACAACAUCAACGUGAAGCAGACCUUUGAACGUCUCGUUGACCUAAUUUGCGACAAGAUGUCCGAGAGCUUGGACAGUGAUCCGGCCGUCCCCACAGGAGCUCCCACUGCCAAACUCACAGACAGCGCUCCGCCCCUCCAGCAGUCUGGAUGCAACUGUUAGUGACUGAUGUCAGGAAGCAAAGAGGAGGGCAGCGCGGGUCCUCUAAGGUGGUAGUGUGCAGAGUUUUGUUCUCCCUUAUCACUCCUGCUAGUGCUGCUUUCCCUGGACUACAGCUCAAACCCUGUUUAGUAGUAGAAUUACAAAAUGCUUUCGUAU
Messenger RNA from Perca flavescens (yellow perch), 834 nucleotides. It is a transcript of the gene rab3c, whose product is annotated as RAB3C, member RAS oncogene family. The transcript is spliced from 5 exons. The record is from RefSeq and is a predicted model, not a curated record. Gene Ontology annotation, molecular function: GTPase activity; GTP binding. NCBI's taxonomy places the organism in Eukaryota, Metazoa, Chordata, Actinopteri, Perciformes, Percidae. Bases 1 to 678 code for a protein of 225 amino acids.